AUGUCUGAAUCAGCAACUGAUAAAUCCAAGUUACCCGCAUUUGACCAACAUUAUUUUUCAUCUUACGAUCAUUUUGGUAUUCAUGAAGAGAUGUUGAAAGAUACUUCUCGUACUUUGAGUUACCGUAAUGCUAUGUAUAGAAAUAAAGCAUUGUUUAAAGAUAAGAUUGUUCUUGAUGUUGGUUGUGGUACUGGUAUUUUAUCAAUGUUCGCUGCUAAAGCAGGUGCUAAACAUGUCUAUUCUGUUGAUAUGUCAUCUAUUAUUGACAAAGCUAAAGAAAUUGUUUCAUUGAAUGGAUUUGAAAAUAAAAUCACUUUAUUACAAGGUAAAUUGGAAGAUAUUACCUUACCUGUUGACAAAGUUGAUAUUAUUAUUUCAGAAUGGAUGGGAUAUUUCUUGUUAUAUGAGUCAAUGUUGGAUACUGUGUUGUAUGCAAGAGAUAGAUACCUUGUUGAAGGUGGGUUGAUUUUCCCAGAUAAAUGUCAAAUGUACAUUGCUGGUAUUGAAGAUGGUCAAUAUAAGGAAGAAAAAAUUCAUUACUGGGAAGAUGUUUAUGGAUUUGAUUAUUCUCCAUUUAUCAAGACUGCUAUGGAAGAACCAUUGGUUGAUACUGUCAACAAUCAAUCUUUGAUCACUAAGGGUAACAAAUUCUUUGAAUUCGAUAUAAACACUGUCACCAAAGAAGAAUUGUCUUUUAAGAGACCAUUUGAAUUGGAAGCCAUUGAUGACGAUAUGUGUCAUGCUUAUAUUGUUUACUGGGAUGCUAUUUUCCCAGGUAAAGAAAGAGUUAUCUUACCAACUGGACCAAUGCAUCAAUACACCCAUUGGAAACAAACUGUUUUUUACAUGGAUCAAGUUUUAGAUCUUAAGAAAGGUGACACUAUUCGUGGUGAAAUUUCUGCAGUUCCAAGUAAAAGCAACCCAAGAGAACUUGAUAUUGAUAUUUCCUGGGAAUUGAAAACUAAAGCUAAGGACCAAGGUAGAGAGCUUAAAGGAGAGUAUAAAUACUUCUUACGAUAG
This is a messenger RNA of Candida tropicalis MYA-3404, 1020 nucleotides long. RefSeq names its product protein-arginine omega-N methyltransferase (gene HMT1). Gene Ontology annotation, molecular function: protein-arginine N-methyltransferase activity. The record is from RefSeq and is a predicted model, not a curated record. Gene Ontology annotation, cellular component: nucleus. The transcript has a single exon. NCBI's taxonomy places the organism in Eukaryota, Fungi, Ascomycota, Pichiomycetes, Serinales, Debaryomycetaceae. Bases 1 to 1020 code for a protein of 339 amino acids. Gene Ontology annotation, biological process: peptidyl-arginine methylation.